AGCAGACACAAAUAAUAUAUACACAGUUGUUCCAACUUUAUCAUACUGUGAAUCGCUUUAGUUGACAACAGCCUGAAUAGCAUACGUAUCCAAUGUCCAGCGACCCAGAAGACGACUACAUCCCAUGGAUCCAACAGUUCUGUGAACUCUUUGGUCAUGAUUACUUUGUCCCAGUGGCACAAGAUUUCAUUGAAGAUGAUUUCAACCUUACAGGGUUAUCACUGCAAGUCCCUUACUAUAGAGAAGCUCUUUACACGAUCUUGGACUAUGAGGUUGAAACUUCCGAGGAUAACAACAACAAUAACACCACCACCAUACACAAUGCAUCAACACCAAAUAGUAAUAAUAAUAGUAAUAAUAACAGCAACAGCAAUGUUGCUGCAACCACCACUGCCACCACUGCAUCGGGAAUAGCCAAGAAAGCUGGUAAGGCCGAGUUGCCCAAUAAGGCCCUUUUGGCCCAUUCUGCCGAUCUCUUGUAUGGACUUAUUCAUUCAAGAUAUAUCAUUUCCAAGCCAGGUUUAACUGCAAUGGCCACCAAAUUUGAAAGAAAUGAAUUUGGUUCAUGUCCCAGAUAUUAUUGUGAUGGCAUGCAUUUAAUCCCGGUUGGAUCCACCGAUAUACCAGGUCACGAAACCGUGAGGCUUUAUUGUCCUUGUUGUAAUGACAUUUAUCUCCCCCUGCUGUCCCGUUACCUUAACAUAGAUGGUGCCUUUUUUGGAACUACAUUCCCAGGAUUACUUGUUAAGAUGUUCCCUGAAAUUGAAAAUCAAUGUAGAAUAAGAACUAAUAAGGUAAAUUCUCAAGAUUUUGGUUUAAAACUUUUCGGAUUUAAAAUUAAUGAAUUAAGUGCCAGUGGACCAAGAAUGAAAUGGUUAAGACUUUACCCUCAAACCGAUCUUGAAAAGGAAGAAUAUGAAACUUGUGAAUUUGGUCUUCCUCUGGGUGAUGAAGAAUCCAAUAGCAAUAGUGAUAUGGAAGAAGUUGCAGAUGAUGAUGAAGAAGAUGAUGAUGACAAAACAAUGGCAAGUGAAGGUAAUUAGAAAUAGAUUAAAUGAGGUGGUAUAGUAGUUCAAUGUAUUGGUGGAUGGUAUAUGAGUAGAAAAACAAAUUUUGUUUUUAGGGAGGUUUGGACGAACAUGGGAUCAUAGAGCUUUUCGUUGCUACUUA
[Candida] anglica is the source of this 1170-nucleotide messenger RNA. NCBI's taxonomy places the organism in Eukaryota, Fungi, Ascomycota, Pichiomycetes, Serinales, Debaryomycetaceae. The record is from the annotation of a GenBank genome assembly.